UCGUCAUGACGGCGUCUCCGGAUUACUUGGUGGUGCUUUUUGGGAUCACUGCCGGGGCCACCGGGGCCAAGCUGGGUUCGGAUGAGAAGGAGCUGAUCCUGCUGUUAUGGAAAGUCGUGGAUUUGGCCAACAAGAAGGUGGGACAGUUGCACGAAGUACUAGUUAGACCGGAUCAGUUGGAACUGACAGAGGAUUGUAAAGAAGAAACUAAAAUAGACGCCGAAAAUCUGUCUUCCGCGCCGCAGCUGGACCAAGCCCUCCGACAGUUUAGCCAGUCAGUGAGCAAUGAACUGAAGAUUGGGGUAGGGACCUCCUUCUGUCUGUGCACUGACGGGCAGCUUCACGUCAGGCAGAUCUUGCAUCCUGAGGCUUCCAAGAAGAAUGUAUUACUACCUGAAUGCUUCUAUUCCUUUUUUGAUCUUCGAAAAGAGUUCAAGAAGUGUUGCCCCGACUCUCCUGAUAUCGACAAGCUGGAUGUCUCAGCGAUGGCAGAGAGCCUGAACUUUGAGAAGAAUGACUCCGUGUCCCGAUACGGAGCCUCCCAAGUUGAAGACAUGGGGAACAUCAUUUUAGCAAUGAUCUCCGAGCCCUACAAUCACAGAUUUUCAGAUCCAGAGAGAGUAAACUACAAGUUUGAAAGUGGCACUUGCAGCAAGAUGGAACUUAUUGAUGACAACACAGUGGUGAGGGCUCGAGGUUUGCCCUGGCAGUCUUCGGAUCAAGAUAUUGCAAGGUUCUUCAAAGGACUCAAUAUUGCCAAGGGCGGCGCGGCACUUUGUCUGAAUGCUCAGGGGCGGAGGAACGGAGAAGCGCUGGUUAGAUUUGUGAGUGAGGAGCACAGAGAUCUAGCUCUGCAGAGGCACAAACAUCACAUGGGGACCCGGUACAUUGAGGUUUACAAAGCAACAGGCGAAGAUUUUCUUAAAAUUGCCGGAGGGACAUCCAACGAGGUAGCCCAGUUUCUCUCCAAGGAGAAUCAAGUCAUCGUGCGCAUGCGGGGACUCCCUUUCACGGCCACGGCUGAGGAGGUGGUAGCCUUCUUUGGACAGCACUGCCCCAUCACUGGAGGGAAGGAAGGCAUCCUCUUCGUCACCUACCCAGAUGGCAGGCCAACAGGAGAUGCUUUUGUGCUCUUCGCUUGUGAGGAAUAUGCUCAGAACGCCCUGAGAAAGCACAAGGAGCUGUUGGGUAAAAGAUACAUCGAACUCUUCCGGAGCACGGCAGCUGAGGUUCAGCAGGUGCUGAAUCGAUUCUCCUCAGCCCCUCUGAUUCCACUUCCAACCCCCCCCAUUAUCCCCGUACUACCUCAGCAGUUUGUACCCCCUACAAAUGUAAGAGACUGUAUACGUCUGCGAGGUCUUCCCUACGCUGCCACAAUAGAAGACAUUCUGGACUUCCUGGGGGAGUUUUCCACAGAUAUUCGUACACAUGGGGUUCACAUGGUAUUGAAUCACCAGGGACGCCCAUCAGGAGAUGCCUUUAUCCAGAUGAAGUCAACAGACAGAGCGUUCAUGGCUGCGCAGAAGUACCAUAAGAAAACCAUGAAGGACAGAUAUGUUGAAGUCUUUCAGUGUUCAGCUGAGGAGAUGAACUUUGUGUUAAUGGGGGGCACUUUAAAUCGAAAUGGCUUAUCCCCGCCGCCAUGUAAGUUACCAUGCCUGUCCCCUCCCUCCUACACAUUCCCAGCUCCUGCGGCUGUGAUUCCUACAGAAGCUGCUAUUUAUCAGCCUUCUCUGCUCUUGAGCCCACGGGCACUGCAGCCCCCGACUGCAUACUACCCGGCGGGAACUCAGCUCUUCAUGAACUACACAGCCUACUAUCCCAGCCCCCCAGGUUCGCCUAAUAGUCUUGGCUACUUCCCUACAGCUGCCAAUCUUAGCAGUGUCCCGCCCCAGCCUGGCACGGUGGUCAGAAUGCAGGGCCUGGCCUACAAUACUGGAGUUAAGGAAAUUCUUAACUUCUUCCAAGGUUACCAGUAUGCAGCCGAGGAUGGACUUGCACACACACAUGACCAGGCCAGGACUCUACCCAAAGAAUGGGUUUGUAUUUAAGGGCCCCAGCAGUUAGAUCGUCCUCAGAGAAGCAGUGUUUGAAAGACGUAUGAUGAUCCUGAAACCAUCAGACCAGAGAAACUUCUAGCAAUUUCAGGGGAUGUUCGCCUACACUCAGGCUGUGGGAUUCUCAGCCAGUGCGAUUGAACAGCAGGCCUGGGCCUUAUCUACUGCUGGACUGAGGAAAAGGGAAGCUGGCAGAGCCAACCCUUGCUAGCAAGCGGCGUACGAGCCUGGCUCCUGGCUGAGUGCAAGCAGGAAUGUAAAUGUGAAUUUGAGGUCCGAGGCCUCGCUUCCAGCUCCCUUGGCAUCGGCUUUAUUUCCUGAGUCGAAGUCUUGGAGUAAAAUACAUUCCACUAGUGUCUCCCAUCUGCCGUUAACAGCCACGGAGCCUUCAUUGUGUAUUCCCACGCUUCUCUCUCCCUCUUCUGUAAAAUAAAACCCUCUUGCUAAGUAAUUUAAGUGUACAUUCUUAGAAUACUUAAAUCCCAAACUAAGAAAAGGAAUAAAAUGAAACUAAUAUUUUCCCAAAUACUAGUUUAAUAGGCCAUCAUGGUGCCUUAUAGUUGAAAACAAUUAUUUUCGAAAGCCCCUCAGGCAGGCUGGGCCAUAGCUCAGUGGGAAGGAGCUUGCCUAGUAGUAUGCUUGAGCCCUGGUCGGAGGCCUGUUCCCUCGUGCCCUCUCCACACGCGCACCCGAGGAUUCCCCUUCCACACACACCGUGUUACAGGGUUUGAGUGUUUGUCUCUGCAGGUACCAGCUGUAAUUAAGAAUGAAGUAGGGGCCAAAAUUUGAAACCAAAAAUGAAGCAGCUACAUGUAGUUAGUAGUUCCCAGUGUGCGCUGUGACUGCCUGACUGGCUUUAUAUGUAUUGUACUUUUUUCAUUGUUAACAGUUUGGACUUUAAUAAGAGAAAUCCCAUAGUUUUUAAUGUCACAAAAAUAGGACUAUUUGAACAGUGUAUUCUGGAAAACAAUAUACCAAUCUAAGUGAAUACAUGCGCAUAUUGAUACCGCUUUUCUCUCCAGCGCCUCAGCUGUUUUGUUAAAACCUUUAAAAGCGUAGGCGUGCCGGCCAGGGUAAACGCUGAGACAGCGUGGCAGGCGCACUCGGUGUCAGCGCAGCCCGAGUAGCUGUGUUCAUGGGCCAGGGCGCACGCAGUAGUCGGCACUAGCUAUCCAGCUGUCUAAUGUAACCCGGCAGGAAGUGAUUUGAUUACACGCACAUGUCUCUCUGCUACUCUUGCUCUAUCCUUGGAUGCGAUGCCGUGGCUGUGGCUGCUAUUUUUAGUUUGCAUCAUCACCUUGUCUGCGGAGUCAAGCAUUACCCUCUCACUUGACCAACGAUAGCCCUUCCACUGCAGUGGGAAGAAAGAAGAAGAAAAGGGUUUGGUGUGAAAAUCGGUGAAAUCUGGCACUUGAGAUAGAUAACUAAGAAUAAAGUUCCUGCUUGACGCCUCAAGCUGCUCACGCCCGAAGCUCUGAAGGACUAAGAUGGCAGACAUGUUCGCUGUGGUACUACUGCAUUUUUUUGUAGAGUUGUUACAUUGAUAAUAAAA
Molecule: messenger RNA, 3609 nt
Organism: Apodemus sylvaticus (European woodmouse)
Lineage: Eukaryota; Metazoa; Chordata; Mammalia; Rodentia; Muridae
Gene: Esrp1
Product: epithelial splicing regulatory protein 1
Exons: 16
Coding region: 6-2051 (681 amino acids)
Biological process (GO): regulation of RNA splicing
Cellular component (GO): ribonucleoprotein complex; nucleoplasm
Molecular function (GO): mRNA binding
Source: RefSeq, a predicted model, not a curated record